Molecule: messenger RNA, 2440 nt
Organism: Talpa occidentalis (Iberian mole)
Lineage: Eukaryota; Metazoa; Chordata; Mammalia; Eulipotyphla; Talpidae
Gene: UVRAG
Product: UV radiation resistance associated
Biological process (GO): SNARE complex assembly
Cellular component (GO): endosome; lytic vacuole
Molecular function (GO): SNARE binding
Source: RefSeq, a predicted model, not a curated record
AUGAGCGCCUCGGCGUCGGCGGGGGGCCCUGUCCCUGCUGCCCCCGGCCCGGCCGCCGCGCUGCCCCCCGGCUCCGCCGCACGGGCCCUGCAUGUGGAGCUGCCGUCCCAGCAGCGGCGUCUCAGACAUCUUCGGAAUAUUGCUGCCCGGAACAUUGUUAAUAGAAAUGGUCAUCAACUCCUUGACACCUACUUCACACUUCACUUGUGUAGUACUGAAAAGAUAUAUAAAGAAUUUUAUAGAAGUGAAGUUAUUAAGAAUUCCUUGAACCCAACUUGGAGGAGUCUUGAUUUUGGAAUAAUGCCCAACCAUCUUGACACAUCUGUGUCUUUUUUUGUGGUGAAGAUAUGGGGUGGAAGAGAAGACAUCUAUCAGCUGUUGAUUGAAUGGAAAGUCUGCUUGGAUGGGCUGAAAUACUUGGGUCAGCAGAUUCAUGCCCGCAACCAAAAUGAAAUAAUUUUUGGCCUGAAUGAUGGCUACUAUGGUGCUCCUUUUGAACAUAAGGGUUCUUCAAAUGCGCAGAAGACUAUUCUUCAGGUGGAUCAGAACUGUGUUCGCAAUUCUUACGAUGUCUUCUGUUUGCUGCGGCUUCAUAGAGCCCAGUGUGCAAUUAAACAGACUCAGGUAACUGUUCAGAAAAUUGGAAAGGAAAUUGAAGAAAAACUAAGACUCACAUCUACAAGCAAUGAGCUGAAAAAAGAAAGUGAGUGCCUGCAUUUAAGAAUUUUGGUGCUUCGAAAUGAACUGGAAAGACAGAAGAAAGCUUUGGGACGGGAGGUGGAAUUAUUGCAUAAACAACAAAUUGCAUUACAGGACAAAGGAAGUGCGUUUUCCACUGAGCAUCUCAAACUUCAGCUCCAGAAGGAAUCCCUAAAUGAGCUGAGGAAGGAAUGUACUGCAAAAAGAGAACUUUUUCUGAAGACUAAUGCACAGUUGACAAUUCGUUGCAGGCAAUUACUCUCUGAGCUUUCCUACAUUUAUCCUAUUGAUUUGAAUGAUCAUAAGGAUUACUUUGUUUGUGGUGUUAAGUUGCCCAAUUCUGAGGACUUCCAAGCAAAAGAUGAUGGAAGCAUUGCUGUUGCCCUUGGUUAUACUGCACAUUUGGUCUCCAUGAUUUCCUUUUUCCUACAAGUGCCCCUCAGAUAUCCUAUAAUUCACAAGGGAUCAAGAUCAACAAUCAAAGAUAAUAUCAAUGACAAACUGACUGAAAAGGAGAGAGAGUUUCCAUUAUACCCAAAAGGAGGGGAGAAGUUACAAUUUGAUUAUGGUGUCUAUCUUCUGAACAAAAAUAUAGCGCAGCUAAGAUACCAACAUGGACUAGGGACUCCAGACUUGAGGCAAACCCUUCCGAACCUGAAAAACUUCAUGGAACAUGGACUAAUGGUCAGGUGCGACAGACAUCAUACCUCCAGUGCAAUCCCUGUUCCAAAGAGACAAAGCUCCAUAUUUGGGGGUGCAGAUAUGGGCUUCUCGGGGGUGAUCCCUUCACCAGACAAAGGACACCGAAAACGAGCCAGCUCGGAGAAUGAGAGACUCCAAUACAAAACCCCUCCUCCCAGUUACAACUCAGCAUUGGCCCAGCCCGUGACCACCACCCCCCCGAUGGGAGAAUCUGAGGGGAAGACAGCAUCUCUGUCCUCCUCUUUGGACACCUCCUUGGACUUCUCCAAAGAAAAUAAGAAAAAAGGAGUAGAUUUGGGUGACAGCUCAGCUGGGGACCAUGUGAGUGUGGACACUAGCCAAGAGCAAGGAGAAGCGCUCCCUGGGCAUCCAGCCACAGUGAACGGCACUCUCUUGCCCAGCGAGCGGGCCGCCUCCUCCGGCGUCCAUCUUCCGGGUGAGCUCCCCCCCGCCUCAGAAGCUGAGCUCUGCUGCACGGUGGAGCAAGCAGAAGAAAUCAUUGGGAUGGAAGCCACGGGUUUCACCUCAGGCGAUCAGCUGGAAGCCUUUAACUGCAUCCCAGUGGACAGCGCCGUGGCAGUGGAGUGUGACGAGCAAGUUCUGGGAGAAUUUGAAGAGUUCUCCCGAAGGAUCUAUGCGCUGAAUGAAAAUGUGUCCAGCUUCCGCAGGCCGCGCCGGAGCUCUGAUAAGUGAAGUGAACAGACAGACAGUAGGACGAGGACAGAGUUGCUGCCUAAAAUGAAGAGAAAGCUGCACUGGCUGCCCUUUAGUGAUUAUGACACAAAAUGAAUAUUAAUGGAGGAUAUUCCUCGGAAAAAUAGACCUUGUGAAUCAAGAAGGGACUCAGGGUCAUUGUGUACCAGUGGGCCAGACAAGUUAGAUUUUGCUUGCAAGAUUUGCUUUUCAGGCCUGACGAUUGUUUGAAAGCAAAAGUUGCUCUCUAGCUCGAGUCACCUUAUAGAUAUUUGUCUGCUUUUUUAUUUACACUUCUGCGUUAUCCUCAGAGGGAAGAUGAUAAUAUAUAAAUAAUAUAAUGAAC